This is a messenger RNA of Phyllotreta striolata, 3812 nucleotides long. Lineage: Eukaryota; Metazoa; Arthropoda; Insecta; Coleoptera; Chrysomelidae. The record is from the annotation of a GenBank genome assembly.
CGGCGAUGUGUUUUUCGUGCAAAUCAUAAAAAACAAAAUGGUGUCGACUUGAUUCAAUGUUUUUCUGCAUAUUUACGCACGAUCGCAUGGCGUAAUGCGAUUACGAGCGUAUCCGUUGUUGGGAGGUAAUGAAAGUGAAUUGAAGCGGUCGAGUAGGAUGUGAUUUCCCGGCUCGGAGGAGGAUCGAUUUUAACUUGGAAAAACUACAGAAAACGUAGAAAUGAACGUGAACCUGUUGCUUUGGCUCUGUGGGGUGGGAUUGUCGAAUCGCUAGUUUAGCAAAUCCUGUUUUUCUGCAUUAUGAGGGAAAUGGUAGGAGGCUGUUGUGUUUGUUCUGACGAUAGAGGCUGGUCUGAAAAUCCACUUGUUUAUUGCGAUGGGCAAUCUUGUACUGUAGCCGUACAUCAAGCUUGUUAUGGUAUUGUAACUGUUCCUACUGGUCCUUGGUAUUGUCGUAAAUGUGAAAGUCAAGAGAGAUCUGUUAAAGUGAAAUGCGAAUUGUGUCCCAGCAAAUAUGGCGCUCUCAAACGGACAGACAACUCGGGAUGGGCGCACGUCGUCUGUGCUUUGUAUAUUCCAGAGGUUCGAUUUGGAAACGUUACUACUAUGGAACCAAUCCAGCUGCAAUUGAUCCCUCCAGAGAGAUUCAAUAAGCUUUGUUAUAUCUGCGAAGAGAAAGGUAAGCCAUCCAAUGCAACAGUAGGUGCGUGUAUGCAAUGCAAUAGAGUUGGAUGUAAGCAACAAUUCCACGUAACUUGUGCUCAAGGUUUGGGUUUACUUUGCGAAGAAGCCGGCAAUUAUUUAGAUAACGUCAAAUAUUGCGGCUACUGCCAGUACCACUACAGCAAAUUAAAAAAAGGAGGCAACGUAAAAACGAUACCUCCGUACAAGCCCGUGUCCGAGGCCCACAAUUCGGACUCGAACUCCGAAAGGGAGCCGGACAAUAGCGCCCCGUCCAACUCCAAAACGGGCGUAUCUCCCCCUUCGUCUGGCAAAAGGAAGGCUCUGCAAGGCGGCGCCAAACCGCCCGCGGCCAAAAACGCUUCGAAAGGCGUCGCGAACCAGCAGCAGAAGGGCUACGGCAAAAACGCCAACGAAAAGGGCGGCAGGAGCACCUCGACGGCCGCCAAAAGUGCUAAAAGUGACGAAAACGCUAGUGCGGAAGUUAGUGAUAAGAAAGAACCCGAUAGUGAACAACAACAACGCGACAAAGACUCCAAAGACGCUAAAGGUUCGUCGAAGAAACGCAAAGUUAAUUCGAGGACGCCGACGCCGGUCUCCGUAACGCCCAGUGAGGUCAGCGUGACGGCCGUUUCUAGUACAAGCACUACGACUACUGUUAAUGCUAUCAGUAGUUCAGCGAAUACUGAUAAAAAAGCCAGUAGUAGCUCGGAGCCUGACAAAAUUAAAAAGGUAAAAGUGGAAACGACCCAAUCGAUAUUAUCCAAUCAACCUGUGGUAGCUCUAACGUCCAUAUCCUCGAUAAAAACGGUUUCGCCCGUCGUUACCGUCGAAACCACCACAACCACCAGUACGGACACGGUGGUCUCGACGUCUUCGGUCGUCCAGACAACGUCCCAAGUACAUUCCCAAUCGCUCGUCGUCUCCGUUCCCCUCGUUAACACGAGCCUCAGUCCGCACAAAGGCGUUAUCAGCAGUCAAAGUACGGUCAGUUUGAUCCCCGUUGCUCCAGAACGAACCGCCAGCCAGUCGGCUACGCCGGUGAUAUCGGAAAACUUGAACAUGAUAGGCGGCAAUAGCAAUCAAGAUAUGUUGACUCCCGAGAUGAAUACGGGUGGGCUCAAAAUCGUCUACGAGAAACAAGUGGAUUCGAUUAACACGGAGGUCGAUAUGGAAAUCGAGCACGAUAUCGUCCCUUCUUCUAACGUUGAAGUACCUGCGAAACGAGGAAGAUCUCAAUCCCAAUCGAACGAGAAGGCCGAUCGGGCUAAUCGCAACAAGAAACGAAACAGCACGGGCAGCUCGAAUUCGAAUCCCCUACCCGCUCCCGUUAUUAAUAACGUCGCGUCGAAGAAGUUGUCUCGCAUGCACGUUACGCCGCCGCCGGAAUCCCCCGGAGCUUUCAGUUCCAUUACGCAGGCGCAAAUCAAGGACUCGCCUCCCAGCAGUCCCAGCUCGGAGAGCCAAAGUCUACCGUCGACCACGGGCUCUCGAAGAUUGAGGACUAGAAAAAGCGAUCCGAAGGAAUCUAAGGAUGUUAAAAUAUUCCAAAAUGGCCUUUCUGCGCCUCACAUGCUGGGUAACCAGUUGAAUCCCAAUUCCACCAUGCAUUCGAAAAUGAGCGAUCAUCUCAGUAACGAAUUGGAAGCGCAUAGUAUAUUCAAUCCCCAUGAACAUGGUUCUAGUCUCGUAGGACCCCAGUUGCACCAUCGAGUAUUGCAAUCUGCGAGAGCGAGCAGUACCGCUUCCAGUACCGCUUCGGGCGGCAGUAGCGGUUUAUCGAACAUGCUAGGCGGAGGCGGCGGCAAUAUUCCCCAAACACUAGAUCAAUUGUUAGAAAGACAAUGGGAGCAGGGCUCCCAGUUUCUCAUGGAACAAGCUCAACAUUUCGAUAUAGCUUCUCUUCUGUCGUGUUUGCAUCAACUUCGAGCGGAGAAUUUGAGGUUAGAAGAACACGUCAGCUCGCUGAUCCAACGGAGGGACCAUCUGCUGGCCGUCAACGCUCGAUUAGCAAUUCCCCUUACCGGCCAACCGGCGGCGGCGCCGCUGUCGUCCCAUCCCCAUUCCGUGAACAACAUUCAUCCGUCUGUGGCCGCCGUUCACGGGGAGGUGCCCCGAUCUUCCCGGCAUAGCGGCGGUGCGUCCGGAUACCCCACUCACCCCCAGGCAUCGGCCCAACAUCCUCCCAUGGAGAACGGGUUGCCGCCGGACGCGUACUCGACCAGUACGCAUCGCAGUCGAAGUCCCGGAAAUCGACAGAGUCCUAAUAUGAGAAAUUCACCAGCGGGAGCGUACCCCAAUAGUAGUUUGCACAGACAAAAUGCAGAUAGUAGCGGACGUUCAGCGCCCCGACCGCAACCUUAUCCAUUGUACGAUAGGCCGGGGCCCUCUGCACAACAACAGAUGGUAAUACGAAGAGAUAGGGGCGACAGAGACCCUGACAUGUUUCACCGGUCGUCCUCGAACCCCAGCUGAAAUAUCGUUGAUCCUUCGUUUAGUAUUACUAGAUUGCUAGACUUGCACUGAGACAAAUCAUUUAGUGGUAACAGUAAUUGUAUAAAGGAGACGAUGAUUGAAAUUUUGUGUUCAAUUCGAUUUUGCUGGUAACUGGUAGAAUCGAUAUGUUACGGAUAAAGCUGGAUAUAAACGACUAAACCUAGGUUUAACAGGGUAAAGUGCGAAAUACACAAGAAACAGGUAGGGUAAGGUAGGGCAGCGAAGGUUUUUUGGGUUUCUUGGGUUCUACCCUACCGGCAUUUCGCACUUUACCCGGGUAAACCUAGGUUUAGUUGUUUAUCUAACUUUACCCGUAACAGAUAUAUUAUGGUUUGAUUGUAACCUUUUCUAUUGAGACUUAAACGCCGAUUUUAAUCGGUAGGCGAUACGAUUGAUCGAAAUUAUUUUCAUUUCGAUGAUUUAUCGAGGCUGAUUGUAAACUCGGAUGCCAAAUAAAAUAUUUGAUUGUGUUCAUUUCGGAUCGGCGCGUGCGCGUUCAAGGAAUCAAGAAACUCCUUUACAGUUUUUUGAAGUUGUAUAUAGUUUUUUGUUUAAUUAGAUAUAUUUUCGUUUUAAAACCAAGUUAUUUUUAAUCGAUUUAGUUGUUUCGAAGCUUUUUUUUUUCGUCCAUACUU